Molecule: messenger RNA, 9996 nt
Organism: Anguilla anguilla (European eel)
Lineage: Eukaryota; Metazoa; Chordata; Actinopteri; Anguilliformes; Anguillidae
Product: kinesin-like protein KIF21B
Exons: 35
Coding region: 390-5588 (1732 amino acids)
Biological process (GO): microtubule-based movement; mitotic spindle organization
Molecular function (GO): microtubule motor activity; microtubule binding; ATP binding
Source: RefSeq, a predicted model, not a curated record
GGUUCUCAGCGCCGUGGCUACACACACACAUACAAUGAAAGGGGAGGUUGAGUCUGAGGAGUCAGAUGAGCGUCUCGCACACUUAUGACAGGAUAUUGCAGCGGUACACGAAGAAAAAGAAAGAAAACGGAGAUGGUCUUGCGAUGCAUCAUACAGAAACCUAAAAAUGACAAUAACUGUAGCUGAAAUCGGGACGGUGACAAAGGUAGUCUAGCAGUGUCCAGUUGUAAAAUAGCUCCUCUUUUUUUUUUUUAGAAAACGUGACCCACGAUUAGCCUAAUUGCAGCGGUUUUGGCUCGCACAACGCUGAAUAUUCGUCCUUAGAGACACCAACCAACGUAUUUGACAGGUAGUUUUAAUUUAAAGGACAAACCUGGAACGAUUACAGAAUGGCGACACAGAACGACUGUUGUGUCAAGGUCUCAUUAAGGAUCCGCCCUCAGAUGGCGAAGGAGAAGAUCGAGGGGUGCCACAUCUGCACGCUGGUGACCCCCGGAGAGCCCCAGGUGCUGCUGGGAAAGGACAAGGCCUUCACCUACGACUUCGUGUUCGACCUGGAGGCGCAGCAGGAGCAGAUCUACUCCGCCUGCGUGGACCGGCUGAUCGAGGGCUGCUUCGAGGGCUACAACGCCACCGUGUUCGCCUACGGACAGACGGGCUCUGGGAAGACCUACACCAUGGGCACGGGCUUCGACGUGAACGUGACGGAGGAGGAGCAGGGCAUCAUCCCGCGGGCGGUGCGCCAGCUGUUCCAGGGCAUCGAGCGGCGGCGGGCGGAGGCACAGAGCGGGCGCGUUCAGUCCCCCGAAUUCAAAGUCAGCGCCCAGUUCCUGGAGCUCUACAACGAGGAGAUCCUGGACCUGUUCGACAGCACGCGGGACCUGGACGCUCGGGGCAGGAAGUCCAACAUCAAGAUCCACGAGGACGCGGGCGGGAGCAUCUACACCUCGGGGGUCACCUCCCGUCUGGUCAACUCUGAGGACGAGCUCCUGCAGUGUUUGAAGCUGGGGGCUCUCUCUCGCACCACCGCCAGCACCCAGAUGAACGCUCAGAGCUCCAGGUCUCACGCCAUCUUCACCAUCCACCUGUGCCAGAUGAGGGUGUGUCAGCAGGGAGACCUGAUGGCCGGGGAAGAGGAGGAGAUUAACGGGGUCUCCCACGGCUCCCUCUCCCAGCCCGAGUACGAAACGCUCACCGCCAAGUUUCACUUCGUGGACCUGGCGGGGUCGGAGCGGCUGAAACGAACAGGGGCCACGGGGGAGCGCGCCCGGGAGGGCAUCUCCAUCAACUGCGGCCUGCUGGCCCUGGGGAACGUCAUCAGCGCUCUGGGAGAUCAGAGUAAGAAGGGCGGCCAUGUUCCCUACAGGGACUCUAAGCUCACCCGCCUGCUGCAGGACUCGCUGGGCGGGAACAGCCGCACGGUGAUGAUCGCCUGCGUCAGCCCCUCGGACCGCGACUUCAUGGAGACGCUGAACACGCUGAAGUACGCUAACCGCGCGCGCAACAUCAAGAACAAGGUGGUGGUGAACCAGGACAAGACCAGCCAGCAGAUCAGCACCCUGCGCGCAGAGAUCGCCCGCCUGCAGAUGGAGCUGAUGGAGUACAAAGCGGGCAAGCGUGUGGUAGGCGAGGACGGCGCGGAAGGCUUCAGCGAUCUCUUCCAGGAGAACUCCAUGCUGCAGAAGGAGAACGACGCCCUCAGGAUGCGGGUGAAGGCCAUGCAGGAGACCAUAGACUGCCUCAACAGCAGAGUCACCCAGCUGCUGUCCAACGAGGUCAACGCGCUGCUGGCCAAGUCCGGUGAUGGGAAUGAGGAAAUCGGUUCUCUAAUACAGAACUACAUCAGAGAGGUGGAGGAGAUCAGGUCCAAGCUGCUGGAGAGCGAGGCGAUGAACGAGACUCUCCGCCGCAGCCUGUCCCGGCUCUCCGCCCGCUCCUCGUACCCCUCCUCCCAGGGCCCUGUCCCGGGACUCCCUCUAGGCUCCUCCCCCACCCUCUCCAUGGAGGCGGAGAUGAGUGAUGUGAUUCGCCGAGCCCGGCAGGACCUCGAGAGGCUCAAGCAGAAAGACUGGAAACAGAGGAGGAAGAGCCCGGAGAGAGAGAAGGGUCCCCAGAAGAGAGCCAAGCUGCAUGGCCGGGAGAACAGAGGGAUGAGAAUGAACGGAGAGAGCAGAGAGACGACAGAAAACGGAGAGAACAAAGAAACACGAGCAAACGGGGAGAACAAAGAAAGGAGAGAAAAUGGGGAGAAUGGAGGGAUGAGAGAAAAUGGAGAGAACAGAGAAAGGAGAGGGAACGGGGGGAGCAGAGAGAAUGGAGAGGUUGUGAAUAAAGAGAAGAACGGGGAGGCUCCCUGGAGUGGCGGUAUCGCGGAGGAGGAUGAAGAGCAGGAGGAGAGUGGCUGUGAUGAGGACGAAGAGGAGGAGGAGGAGGAGGAAGAGGGUGGGGAGGACGAAGAGUUUGAGAGUGAUGAGAGCCUGGCCGACUCGGAUUCGGACUCUGAUGAGAAAGCAGCGGAUUUCCAGGCGGAUCUGGCGGACCUGACCUGCGAGAUCGAGAUCAAGCAGAAGCUGAUCGACGAGCUGGAGAACAGCCAGCGGCGGCUGACCAUGCUGAAGCUGCAGUACGAGGAGAAGCUGAUCCUGCUCCAGAACAAGAUCCGCGACACGCAGCAGGAGCGGGACCGCGUGCUGCACAACCUCAUGUCCAUGGAGAACUACACGGAGGAGAAGGCGAACCGGAUCCGCUCGGACUACGAGAGGCGGCUGCGGGAGAUGAACCGCGACCUGCUGAAGCUGCAGGCGGCGCAGAAGGAGCACGCGCGCCUGCUGAAGAACCAGAGCCGCUACGAGCGCGAGCUCCGCAAGCUGCAGGCCGAGGUGGCCGAGAUGAAGAAGGCCAAGGUGGCGCUGAUGAAACAGAUGAAGGAAGAGCAGCAGAGGCGGCGGAUGGUGGAGGCCAAGAGGAACCGUGAAAUCGCCCAGCUGAAGAAAGAGCAGAGGCGCCAAGAGUACCAGAUCCGGUCUCUGGAGUCGCAGAAGCGGCAGCAGGAGCUGGUCCUGCGCAGGCGGACCCAGGAGGUGACGGCGCUCCGGCGGAUGGCCAGGCCGAUGUCGGAGCGCGUGGCGGGCAGGGCGACCCGCCGGGGGGCGGCGCCGCUGGACUCGGGGGCGGAGCUCUCGGGAAGCACCGCCUCCUCCGAGCCCGACGCGGCCCGGUCCGUCUCCAGCAUCGUGCGCCAGUGGAACACCAAGAUCAACGGCUACCAUGGAGACGGCGAGAGCCCGGUCAGCGUCAACGGAGUGCGCAACCCUGGCAGGAGGAAGGUCCUGAGGAAGGGCGUGGGGGCGGGGCUGGGGGCGGGGCACUCCCGGUCCGCCCGGCAGAAGUGGCAGGCGCUGGAGAGGAGGAUCAUGGACAUCGUCAUGCAGAGGAUGACCAUCACCAGCGUGGAGGCCGACAUGGACCGGCUCAUCAAGAAACGCGAGGAGCUCUCCGUCCAGCAGGAGGUGCUGCAGCGCAAGCGGGAGAAGCUGCUGGCGGAGGCGUCCGAGGAGGAGGAGGAGGAGGAGCCGCAGCGCCUCCUGCAGGAGGUGAACGAGGAGAUCGAGGUGCUCAACGCCAACAUCGACUACAUCAACGACAGCCUGUCUGACUGCCAGGCCACCAUCGUCCAGAUCGAGGAGACCAAGGAUGAGCUGGACUCGGUGGACACCUCUGUGGUCAUCAGCUCCUGCUCCCUGGCGGAAGCACGCCACCUGCUGGACCACUUCCUGAAGGCCUCCAUCGACAAGGGACUGCAGGUGGCGCAGAAAGAGGCCCAGAUCCGGCUGCUGGAAGGCCAGCUGAGGCAGACGGACGUGAUUGGCUCCUCACACAAUCACGUGAUCCUGGACGCUCUCCGGGAGAAGGCGGAGUACAUCCCGGAGCUGCAGGCGCUCAUUCACAACGUCCAGCAGGAGAAUGGAUACGGCAGCACAGAUGAGGAGGCGUCUGAGUUCAGCCAGGCGUCAGAAGGCAGUCUGUCCCAGUCCUGCCAGAUGAAGGGCUCUGCCAGUCAGGAUGAUUUCAAGCUGAAGGUGGAGCCGCGGCUGUCGGUGCAGAUGAAGGCGGUGUCGGCGGAGUACCUGGGCCCCGUCAUGGACGCCGCCACGCGGAACAUCACCAAGUCGCUGGCCUCGCUCACGGACAUCCACGAGGAGGGCCUGGGCCUGUCCCUGGCGGAGAGUCACUACAGGGAGCGCGUGUCCCGCACCAUCAGCCUGCCUGUCCGCGGGCACACCUUUCCCAGGCAGUCUCGCGCUUCAGACACGUCCCCUCUCACGCGGAGGAAGUCGUAUGACCGUGGGCAGCCUUACAGACCACCUGACGUGGUGGGGUACACUCCCCCCUCGUCCCCCCCUCUGCGGCCCCGAAACGACCGCAACGUGUUCUCCCGCCUUACCAGUCACCAAAGCCAGGGGUCAGCGUUGGACAAGUCGGAUGACAGCGACUCCUCUCUGUCGGAGGUGUUCAGGGGGGUGAUCAGCCCCAUGGGGGGGCUGAAGGGGGGCAGGACCGCCCCCCUGCAGUGUGUAUCCGUGGCAGAGGGACACUCCAAACCGGUGCUCUGUCUGGACGCCACCGAUGAGCUGCUCUUCACGGGAUCCAAAGACCGCACCUGUAAGAUGUGGAACCUGGUGACAGGGCAGGAGAUCAUCACGCUGAAGGGCCACCCCAACAACGUGGUGUCCGUCAAAUACUGCAGCGGCUCCUGCCUGGUGUUCACCGUCUCCACGUCCUACAUCAAAGUGUGGGACGUCCGCGAUUCGGCCAAGUGUGUGCGCACGCUGACGUCUUCGGGUCAGGUGGUCUCAGGGGACGCCUGUGCCGGAACCACGACCCGGACGAUUACCGUGGCCCAGGGGGAAUGCCAAAUCAACCAGAUCGCCCUCAACCCGGCCGGGACCGUGCUGUACGCUGCGGCCGGCAACACCGUCCGCACCUGGGACCUCAACAGGAUGCAGGCCAUGGGGAAGCUGACGGGCCACAUCGGGUCGGUGAUGUGCCUGACAGUGGGCCGCUCCACCCGGGGGAAGGACCAGGUCAUCACAGGGUCAAAGGACCACUAUGUCAAAGUCUUCGACGUGGCAGAGAGCAUGCUGGGUAAUAUAGGCCCUGCCCACAACUUCGAGCCCCCCCACUAUGACGGCAUCGAGUGCCUGGCCAUCCAGGGCGACGUGCUGUUCAGCGGCUCCAGGGACAACGGGAUCAAGAAAUGGGAUCUGGAGCAGCAGGAACUGAUCCAGCAAAUCCCGAACGCGCACAAGGACUGGGUGUGUGCCCUGGCCCACGUGCCGAACCGCCCCAUGCUGCUCAGCGGCUGCCGGGGGGGCAUGCUGAAGGUGUGGAACGUGGACAACUUCACCCCCAUCGGGGAGAUCCGGGGGCACGACAGCCCCAUCAACGCCAUCUGCACCAACUCCAAGCAGAUCUUCACCGCCUCCAGUGACUGCCGGGUGAAGCUGUGGAACUACGUGCCGGGACUCACGCCCUGUCUGCCACGCCGCGUUCUGGCCAUCAAGGGCCGCGCCACCAGCCUCCCAUGAGCCUCUACUAACACUGCCCCCUCUGGCAACCUCCGCGACAUGUCGGUGAAGAUCUGGCUGUGGAAGAUGAGCAGGGAGAGGUGACAGUCUGAUUGGUCGGGGUUGUGGUUGCCACGCAGAGGGCCUUUUCCGGAAGGGCCCACGCACAGCGACGCUCGGGAAGCGGGGCGGCCGACAGCCCGAAUCCCGACUGGGAAUCUCUGGGCUGACGGACCGGACUACAGGAUUCCCGAAAGAUGGAAAGAUAAUCAGAGAGUCCUGCUAACCAUCCUAAGUCUCUCUACAACUUUGCUUUUUUCUAUUUUUUAUUCCUCAAAAAGAGCCUAGUUGCUCACUUUCCGUUAUGUAUAGAGGAUCAAGUUUUUAAAACAAACCCAGUGGUGAAAAGAACGAGUGAAAAAGUUGGUUCAGUUCAGUUUUCUUCUCACUUUUCUUUAUAAGAGCUGAACUAUGGUGACUCGUGUUGGAGGCACUGCAUACAGCCACAUACCCCUUCACCCUUCAGCAACAUUCCGGAAUAAUUCCUGUUCUGUUUUAAAAAGCAUCUUCAUGUGAGACAACAAAAAAACUGCCCUUUACAGAAAAGUGUCCUUCUGUACUGAGCCUGGGGUGUAUCUAUAAUCCUAAGACAUUUCUGGACAGAGCUGCUCGGUAAAUAGUAUUAUUUAUUUAUUUAUUUAUUUAGUAAUUUUUUUGGGGCCCAGUACUCACCCUUGUGGGACCUCCAGGUGGGGAAUGUGCUUCUGCCUCCAGUGAGCUGAUCAUGUUUGACUGACCUCUUGACCUCUGACCUCCCCGUGUGAGGUCAUUUCCUGGUGGGACCCCAGAGGAGUGACCGUUCUUUAGAACUGGAGGAGGGUGGUGCUGAAGGUUGUAUGUGGGGGGGGGGGGGUGGUGGAGGGGGUGUUCUCUUAGAGCUGCGGUGGCAGCUGAAACAGGGUUUAUGGUGUUUAAUGAUGUAGUGUGACUGUGCGGGACUCUGCCCUGCUCAUGUUCCAUUAUCUCCAGCGGACCCACGAAGAGGACGUCUUCAGUUCCUCCCUCCUCUGCGAUUCCCUCCCGGGGGACUUAAUGCUCCUGAGGGCAGCGCAGCUCCAGACUGCGGCAGAACUCCAGGGAGGGCUCUCCUCCGCGUUCUCCUCCGCGGAGGCACACUCCUCUCCCCCGUGCUCUUCUCCUUCUGUUUUAUUCAGAGUUUUCUUUUCUACCUCGAAUGGCAGGCGGAGCUGGAGAGGAUGGAGGCCUGGUGUGUGUUUAAAUCCGUUGUGUUAUGCCUGUGCUCAGUGUCUUACGAUGUCAGUGCCCCCCACCCCCACCCCCCCUCCUCUCUGUGCCAGACCGGCUGGUCUGUUUAGAGACCCCCCAGGACUGAGACUCUCAGCCGGGCCGGGCGCAGCGGGGUCGUGUGCAGAAGGCGCAGCCGCUCGGCGUGGCGGGGGGGGGACAUGUGGCUUCACAGCGAGGGGCGGAGUCUGGGCGGCGGCGGAGCAGAGCUCCAAUCCGCCGCCACCCGCCAACUCCCGCCACCUCCCGCUGCCGUGGAAACGACUCGCCGCCGCGCGGAUCUUCGCCGGAGUCUGCGGCUGAGCUUUCUGGGAGAUCAGCUCUGUUCAGCAACAGGAGACCCAGGCAGCUGUUCGCUUCCUCCCCCGGAGGGCUGCCGCAAAGGCUUAUGGGCCCCCGCGAAAGAACCCUCACCCCCUAACGGGACACGGUAGACCCAGUAAACGGGGAAAACAUUUACAACAAAAAAAAAAUCCUCAUCCUUGGCUGUUUACUCAGAGCAGAAUUAUCCAGGAGGUGUGGGUAGACUCGGCGGGGCACAGGGGGGCUGUGCGGGGCUGUUGCUGGAUAUGAGGUGGACCGGGCUGGGAAUAGCACGGUCGCGGUUUUAAUGAAGUGGGGAGCCGCAGCGGGUCUUCAGUCGCGCGGCCCGGAGGGGAAGUGUGGGGGCGGCUGCUGGCUCCUGCUAGCGCACCUCUGUGUAUUUAUAGGCCGCCCCUCGGCCCGCUCGCUGCCGAGCUCCUCCGCGGACCAGAUUUACCGCAUUUUUAAUGAAAGCUAUUCAUCAUCCGCCGUCUCUCUGCAGGCGUCCACAGGUCGCCCCUGUUCUGCGUGAGAUUUGGGUUUUUCCUGAGAGCAGACUGCGCCCCCAGCCCCCCCCCCAGCACCGUACCUCUCCCGCCCGCCCCCCCCCCAGCGCUGAACCACUCCUAUAAGGCUUCACUGCAUUAUUUAUCUGGGCUGUGCCAGUGUAAACGCUCUCAGCCAGCAGGGGGUUUUUUUUUCAUUCUCUGAAGUUUAUAUAACCAAGCAGAGUCGUCUGAGUGUAAGUUACGUUUCUCCCCAUCAUCCACAAAAGGUUCUCAGGUGUCCUUUUACCUGCCAAAGGGGGGGGGGGGGGGUGCUUUGGAUCUGGAAUAGAGGGUCCCCCGUAAUGACACCUGUGAAGCCUCUAUGUUCAUUUUAACAGGGUUCUUCUGUGAUGCUGUUUACUACCUGUCCGCAUUUCAAAAUGGCGAACACUAAUGAGGAGAGAAACCGCUGAGAUGCAUGUGCAGUAGUUUCCAGCGUUUUCCGCGCAGACAGAGCCCUGCGGAUUUCAGACGUAUUUCAGGAAGUGAAAAUCACUGUAAUCUUGAGUUCGACGCCGUGUUUGUCAGCUUCUCACCGCUCCACUGGUCUCCUGGACGACUCGGAGCCUCAGCUCACUGGAUGACUUAAGGCCCUCUGAGGGGUGUGGGGUUUGGGAAUAAUUACAGGUUCAGGCUCAUCCGAGCCGCACUGCGGAGGGAACAUCUUACCCAGGAAAAACACCUUUCUGCGCAGUAUUAUGACUGGCUGCCCUGGAAAUGGGGUUUCGUCGUGUUUUUUUGGGGGGGGGGGGAGAAGCAAGCCUUUCCCGCACCUCUGGUGGCUCAGACGAGGUCGCUUUGUCCUGAAAGAAACCGGAGAAUUAGCGCUGGUGCUAAGUGACAUGCCCAUCUGCGCUUUCUGGCACUGGAAUCACAUGCUGGAAUUUAUUUGAGGAACGGUGGAGGGAGGGAGGGAGAGAGGGAGGGAUGGAAUGUUGUGUACACUCCCCCGCCCCCACCCUCCCCCCCCCAGCGCCGCAGCUCUAAUGAAAUCACUCAUCCGUUUCCACGGUGCCCCUGCUGGUAGUCUCCAAGGUGUCUGUUGACUGCCAGUGAUGGUGGAUUGAGUCACACGGAGACCCCUUGGGUGCUUCAUAAAUGGAGCCAAUGCUACACUUGAAUAUUUAUUUUUAAUGAAAAAUGUUUUUUCUUUUUUUUUUUUUUAAAUUCUAUUGAUUUACUAUUUUAUGUCCCUGCUAUUGCUGACUGUCCUGCAGUGCUGUGUCAAAAGCUUGGUAGCAGUCUUAAUGUUUGCCUGAUCAGUGUAAGCUAGCUGUGGAGAGAUGCUGUCUCGUAUGUACACAGGACUGCGCAGCGGGUGUGUGUAAUCUGUAAGUGUGUGUUCUCCGGCCCUCUCUGCUGCCGACCAAUGGGAUCUGCAGGAUCUGGCGGUGAUACCUGGAGAGCGCUACCUGUAGAUCAGCCGAGUUCCUAACGAGCACUUAACGAGAAUAUAAUGAGUAUUUAACGAGUACCUGACGAAUGCAUCGUGUCCACCUAAUGAGUACCUAUCGAAUGCAUCCUGUACCUAACGAGUACCUAGAAAGUGCAUCAUGUGUAGCUAAUGAGUACCUAACGAGGACCUAACGAGUACCUAAUGAGUAGCUAGUAUGGCCCUGGUGUGUUGCCUUCAGUAGUCGGUGAUGGUGAUGUGUCAGAGGGCAGCGUUCUCAGUCUUAUUUAUGCUGAGGGUCGGUAAUAACGGCCUGCUGCCUUCUGUGCACCAGAAAGCCUUAUGACGCUGUUUCUGUAGCGCCCCCUGCAGGCCCGUCGGCAAACAGCCUGAUUCCGCGAGCCUCGUCUCAGCUCCUCCUCCCUGCGCUGAGAGGGGAGGCGGCUUCAUGAGGAACUGCCAGCGUUGUGUGGCCCUGUGCCAAGCUCUGCUUCAAACGGUGCCACCGUUUUCUGCAAAAUGUCCUCUCUUCAAAACGAUGGCCCUUUACUGGCGGUACCGAAACACGCACCAGGUAAAUUCUGGAAAAAAAUGUUCUAAAAAAUAAGAAACCUUUAUGAAAGGUACGUGGGAAUAUACGCACCUUUCAUAAAAAUAAACUUAGAGACCCGUAAGUUUAUAUUUAAGGAGUGUACAGCUCUCUCUGCCCCUGUGGGGACUGCAGGACAUGCACAGGGAUGGUGUUCAGUCCUAAUUAAAUCCAUCAGAGAGAGAGAGAAAUAGAAACAAGUGGAAGCUUCCCCCACGCAUGCCUCUGUGUGUGUGUGUGUGCAUGUGUGUGUGUGCGUGUGCGUGAGUGUGUGCGUGUACGUGCAUGUGU